This is a messenger RNA of Miniopterus natalensis, 1077 nucleotides long. Lineage: Eukaryota; Metazoa; Chordata; Mammalia; Chiroptera; Miniopteridae. The record is from RefSeq and is a predicted model, not a curated record.
ACCCCGGCGGCCCGGGACCCGGCAAGGACGGGCGGGCUAGGGCGACUCGGGCCGUGCAAGGGCAGAAAGAGAAUUUCUGGAAGGAGCUGGGGCAGGUGGAGCGACGGCUAAGUGCAAGGAGAAAGUAGCGGGCCCCGGUUGCCCACCGUCCUGAUGGCGCCAACAGGUGAUAUCUGGCAAGCCUGGUCCCCACCCGGGGUUCAGCGUCUCCGUCUUAACUGGGGGUUGUACUGUGGCGUUGGAUUGGUUCAGGCUGGCACAAGGGCUGCCCACUUGUUGGACAGAGCUUUUAGGAAUUUUGCUAGUGCCUCUUCCCAUCGUACAGCCCCCAGGAAGGACCAGGCCAGGCUGCUGAGAAGGGGCACAGCAGCUGAGUCUGGAGCUCACCCCUGCCGUAAGUGUGGGCGCCUGGAAGCCAUUAGGGGCCUGGGUGGCGCCUGCCCUGCCCCUUGUGUGACAGGCUUGGGAUUCCUGGAAGGAGCAGGCCACCCCCUCCCUGCUGAGCCCAUGCCAGGCCUGGCAGCUCCCAGAGGCAGAGAAGAUAUGGCAGUGGCUCCCUCCCUGUUACCCUCUGAGUUUAGGGGCUACAGGAAGGGCCCAGCAGACAGGGCCCAGGCCCUAGGACCCCUUCACCACCCCCCAUUCCUAGCACAGCCCAGGCUGCCGGGCUGGCACUUGGAUUUCCUGCCUCCUUCCCCUCCCCCGCAGGCUCUCACAUUGUUUUUCUUUUCCAAGAGCUUCUCCAGUGGAGCCUGGCCAGGAAAAUGGGGAGAGGAGAGUCCCAGGAGACAUCUCCCCCCCGGUGGCCGGGAGAGUAGUGGGUAGCGGUGGCCAUCAUGCACAGUGGUAUCACAAUCGCCAAACGGCCCCCGCGCCGCCCCUGAGUCCAGCCCAAGUUCAAGGCCAGGGCCCACGAGCCCGCUUGCACCAUGAGCCACGGGCCGAGCCCCCGGCUGGCGGAAUCCCCGCAGCUGUCCAAAGGCAGCCUCCUGACCAUCCUAGGCAGCCCGUCGCCGGAGCGCAUGGGGCCCGCGGACUCCCUGCCGCCCACGCCGCCCAGCGGCACGCCCUCCCCAG